AUGUUUUUCCAGCCAAAAGUCACUCCCCUCCCUUCUGGCAUCGAGCUUCAUGGAAAAACAGCCAUUAUAACGGGUGCUAGUGCAGGUCUUGGCCUCGAGACAGCCCGCCAAUUACUCUGUCUAAAAUGCAGCACCCUAGUUCUUGCCGUUCGAAACACAACAAAAGGGGAAUCCUGCGCCGAAGAACUACGUCAAGACCCAGUGAUCAAAACCAACAAUCCCAAUGCCAUCAUCAAAGUGAUUAAGCUAGACGUCGAUGACAACGCAAGUGUACAAACGUUCGCUCACGAAUUGAAACGCCAGAUCUCAACCGUCGACUACCUGAUUCUAAACGCAGGAUUAGGUAGAAUUAGUCAUGAGCGCAGCGCAUCAGGCCAUGAACGUUCGUUGCAGGUCAACUAUCUCUCAAAUGUUCUCCUCCUGGCGGAGCUGCUACCCUACCUCAAUGAUAGCGCGGAGAGAAAAGGCUCGCCGGUACGGGUUACGUGGAUUGGAAGUCGCGGACACCAAUCAAACACUAGCUUCGAAAUGAAGGCACCCAUUCGUGAUGGUGAGUCUGUUUUUGGUCGAUUCGACAAUGAGGCGGCUUUCUUGCCGUGGGCAUCUUAUGCAGAUAGUAAGUUGCUCUGUGCUAUGUUUAUGUAUGAGCUCUCGCCACGGUUGGAUGGGGACAAGAUCAUUUUGAACAUGAUUUGUCCUGGUAUGCUCCGCACUGGAAUGGGUGAUUUUCUUCCAUUGCCAUUGCGUGUGAUAGUUGGACUUUUGGUACAUGCCAGAGGAAGACCAGUCGAGAUUGGGGGGAUUUUGGUCGUGAAUGCGGCUGUUGUUGUGGGCGAGGAGUCUCAUGGGAGACAUAUGGGGGAUAAGGAGAUUCUUGAAGUUUCGAAGUAUAUUCAGUCUCCUGCAGGGCAUGUAGUUCAGAAGAAGGUAUGGGAAGAGACCAUUGUGGAGAUGAGAAAGAUCACGGCACUACCGGUGGAAUUUAGAUAG
This is a messenger RNA of Penicillium angulare, 990 nucleotides long. RefSeq lists its product as uncharacterized. The coding region runs from base 1 to 990 and encodes 329 amino acids. NCBI's taxonomy places the organism in Eukaryota, Fungi, Ascomycota, Eurotiomycetes, Eurotiales, Aspergillaceae. The transcript has 2 exons. The record is from RefSeq and is a predicted model, not a curated record.